GCACGGGACAGGGCUAGUCUGAUUUUAGCUUUCGGCCGCGCUCGCGCGAAAGGCGUAGAUCCUGGACAUCCAAAUCUGAACGAAUACGAACGAAUUUUGACCUGUUGUCGUUGUCGCGUGGUAGACUACAAAACCGACGGAGUACCGCGCGUCAAAAAUUCAAACUUUUUGGUUGCGAUCGCAAGUGAAUGUGUGAAUAUCUAGAGCAGCACCUACAAUAAGCCUAAGGCAGUGUAGUUCGGUGAUUGUGGUGGCAGAUCCGGAAGAAGAUUUACAUUUCUAAUAGGCCAAGUCACCAUCGACGAAACGAAGCGUAGCUGUGAUAAUAGCGCAUACAAUUACACUUAGUUAAUCGAAUGUCAAUCAGAUCUUCGUAAUUUUUCAAAAAUCUUGGAAACAAAGUGUCGGCAAGCAUGAUUGAGGCAACGGUAAAGAGCAGUUUCGUGCUGUCCAAAGUGGCGAAAAUGCUGAGCUAUUUUUCUCCGAUUACCAUAAUCUUGGCGACGAUGAUAGCCGGGGCCAUCUACGUGUACAACAAACGGCGGGCCCGGCUGGUGAAGCUGAUCGAGAAGAUUCCCGGGCCGGCCAGUAUGCCCCUGAUCGGAAACAGCCUCCACAUCAACGUGGAUCACGAUGAAAUCUUCAACCGCAUCAUUUCGAUUCGCAAGCUGUACGGACGUCAGCAAGGAUUCAGCCGAGCGUGGAACGGCCCCAUACCAUACGUGAUGAUCUCCAAAGCCAGUGCAGUGGAGCCCAUUCUCGGCAGUCCGCGGCACAUCGAAAAGAGUCACGACUACGAGUUCCUGAAACCCUGGCUCGGAACGGGCCUGCUCACCAGCCAGGGCAAAAAGUGGCACCCCCGGCGGAAGAUCCUUACGCCGGCGUUCCACUUCAAAAUCCUCGACGAUUUCGUAGACAUCUUCCAGGAGCAGAGUGCCGUGCUGGUCCAGCGCCUGCAGCGUGAGCUGGGCAACGAAGAAGGCUUCAACUGCUUCCCGUACGUGACCCUGUGCGCCCUGGAUAUCGUUUGUGAAACUGCAAUGGGUCGGCUUAUCCAUGCUCAGAAGAACUCCGACUCAGACUACGUUAAGGCUGUUUAUCAAAUCGGAAGCAUCGUCCAGAACCGACAGCAGAAGAUCUGGUUGCAGCCGGAUUUCAUCUUCAAGCGUACCGAAGACUACCGUAACCAUCAGCGAUGCCUAUCGAUCCUACAUGAAUUCUCCAACCGAGUGAUCCGCGAACGCAAGGAAGAAAUUCGGAAGCAGAAGCAAUCCAACAAUAAUACGAUCAACGGCAAUGCCAAUAAUGCGGUCGAAGCAAAUAUCCUAGACGGUAACAACAACGCCGAAGAGUUCGGCCGUAAGAAGCGAUUGGCGUUCUUGGAUCUGUUGAUCGAGGCAUCGCAGGACGGAACCGUCCUCUCGAACGAGGACAUUCGCGAAGAGGUGGAUACGUUCAUGUUCGAAGGUCACGACACAACUUCGGCAGCCAUUUCGUGGAUCUUGCUCCUACUGGGUGCGGAACCGGCGAUCCAGGAUCGUAUCGUCGAGGAGAUCGAUCACAUCAUGGGCGGCGAUCGGGAUCGGUUCCCCACCAUGAAGGAACUCAACGACAUGAAGUACCUGGAGUGUUGCAUCAAGGAAGGUCUCCGGCUGUACCCGAGUGUUCCGUUGAUCGCGCGGAAACUGGUCGAGGAUGUCCAAAUCGAAGACUACACCAUCCCUGCCGGAACGACAGCGAUGAUAGUGGUCUACCAGCUGCACCGCGACCCGGCCGUGUUCCCCAAUCCGGAUAAGUUCAAUCCGGACAACUUCCUGCCGGAGAAUUGCCGCGGACGGCAUCCGUACGCGUACAUCCCGUUCAGUGCCGGUCCUCGGAACUGUAUCGGACAGAAGUUUGCAGUGCUGGAGGAAAAGUCCGUCAUUUCGGCGGUGCUGCGAAAGUACCGCAUAGAGGCGGUAGAUCGGCGGGAAAAUUUGACUCUGCUGGGAGAACUUAUACUGCGGCCCAAGGAUGGCUUACGGAUAAAGAUCAGUCGGCGAGAGUGAAACACAGCGAUUAGGAGUAUUGUUCUUUUUUUAAUAAUCAUUAGCGAUAUAUUUUUAAUCCUUAGGCUUCAUACGUUUUGUGUUUCUCAUGACAUGAUUUUCGGUGUAUAGAUUUUGUAUAUUUUGGUUAUGAAUGAUAAUGAUAAUCUAUGAUGAAAGUGAAAGAGAGAGAGAGAAAGAGAAUGGAAGGAAGAAAGCAGCCUCUUACGAGCCAGGGUGAAAUGAUUUUUGAACUACAUAUUGCUGCUACUUGUACCAUAAAGAUCGAAGUCAGUUAGAUAACCAAUCAUCCAGUGGAAUAAUAGUCAGUCGAACUAAUCUUAGAAGGUGUUAUAUGAAA
Aedes aegypti (yellow fever mosquito) is the source of this 2388-nucleotide messenger RNA. Its product is annotated as cytochrome P450 4c3. The transcript is spliced from 5 exons. Gene Ontology annotation, molecular function: monooxygenase activity; iron ion binding; heme binding. NCBI's taxonomy places the organism in Eukaryota, Metazoa, Arthropoda, Insecta, Diptera, Culicidae. The record is from RefSeq and is a predicted model, not a curated record. The coding region runs from base 414 to 2048 and encodes 544 amino acids.